Molecule: messenger RNA, 1765 nt
Organism: Fonticula alba
Lineage: Eukaryota; Rotosphaerida; Fonticulaceae
Exons: 3
Coding region: 77-1507 (476 amino acids)
Biological process (GO): amino acid metabolic process
Molecular function (GO): asparaginase activity
Source: RefSeq, a predicted model, not a curated record
CACUCAUUUCCUUUGCCCUCCUUUGCCCUCCUCCACCUCCGGCUCCAGCUCCCACUCGAUAGACUCGCGAAGUACCAUGCAGGACGCCAACCAGCUGACCGUGUCCGAGCCGGUCCUCCGGAAGUAUCCGGCCGAUCGAGUGGCCACCAACAAUCGUCGCGUGCUGAUCAUCAAUACCGGCGGCACCAUCGGCAUGGAGCCCAGCGAGACCGGCUCGCUCGGGGUCAAGUCCAACUUCCUGGCCUCCAUGAUCAAUCGCCUGGAUGAGCUGAACCAUCCGAACAUGCCGCUGGUGUCGCUCUGUAGCAUGGACCCGCUCAUCGACUCGGCCUCCAUCUCGCCGGACGACUGGAUCUACUUCGCUAGGACCAUCCAGAAGUACUACGACGGCUAUGAUGGCUUCGUGGUCACCCAUGGAACCGACACCAUGUCCUACACGGCGGCCGCAUUGUCCUUCGCCCUGGAGAACCUGGCCAAGCCGGUGGUCCUCACCGGGGCACAGCUGCCUCUGGGGCAUCCAUACACGGACGGCCGGCAGAAUCUGGCCUCGGCCAUCUUUCUGGCCGGCUAUGAGCUGGUCAUCCCCGAGGUGUGCAUUUUCUUCAACCGCCACCUGCACCGGGGGAAUCGCUGCAUCAAAGAGAACUCCUGGUCGCUGGAUGCUUUUGGGUCGCCGAAUUUCAGCCCCCUGGCCAGCUUGGGGAUCUCGGUGACCGUGAACAAGGGGCUGGUUCGCCGGAUCCCGGACCCGGUGGCCUCGCCGCUGCGGGUGUUCACCCGCUUCGACCGGUCGGUGGUUGUCAUUCGCCUGGUCCCGGGCUUUUCGGAUGACCUGCUGAUGCUGCUGCUGGAGUCCAGCUCGCAGGCCUCCUCGCCGGAGCUCCUGGGCGCCGGGAAGACCCGCGGCUCGGUGGUCACCAAUGACGCCGAUGUCACCGAUGCCACCGACGUGGGCUCGCCCGAUGCCGGGUCCGGCGCCACCGAGGGGCUGGCCUGCUCGGCGCCCCCGCCGCUGGAGGGCCGCGCCCGGCUGCACCCCGCUCGCGGCAUCGUCAUCCAAACCUAUGGCACGGGAAAUAUGUCCUCCCGCCGGACGGACUUCAUCCAUGCCGUCACCAAGGCCAUCGACUCCGGGGUGGUGGUGGUCAUCACGUCGCAGUGCGUCCGCGGGGAGGUCCGCCUGGACUCCUACGACACCGGCGAGCAGCUCAAGAAGGCUGGCUGCGUCAGUGCCGGCGACAUGACCACCGACACGGCGGCCGUCAAGCUAUCCUACCUCCUGGGCCAGGCCGGCCUCACGCCCAAUGACAUUCGCACGCAGAUGGAGGCCGAUCUCCGGGGGGAGAUCUCCUCCCGCCUGGACCGGAAUAUCUCCGAUCCGCGUGGCACCCCGGCCUACUUGAAGCCGCAUCUGCCGGCCGCGGCCACCGCCUCCUCCUUUGUCCUGCGCGGCGCCGGGGCCGAUCUCCCGCCCUCGCUAAGCAUCGGCCACCACUCGCAGUUCUGAGAGUGCCAAAGGGCCAUCGGCGCCUGCCCUCCUGGCGUGGUCCAUUUCGGUGGAGCAUCCCUGGCGACCCAGUGGUCAGGCGUGCAUGUGUGCAUGCGUGCAUGCGUGUGCGCGUGUGCGCGUGCGCGUGUGUCCUUUCGCCGUCCCUGUCACUCCCCUCCACCCGGUGGCCUGCUCGCGGCCGGUCUCCUUUCGGGGGCGGGGUGUCCGGGAGACGAGUCGAAACACUGGCCACAAAAAUACACCCAUCCGUUGGCA